UGCGUCUGCUCGAACAGGCACGGCCUGAUCUGGAAGUACGGCCUCAACAUGUGCCGCCAGUGCUUCCGCCAGUACGCCAAGGACAUCGGCUUCGUGAAGUUGGACUGAGUGACCUUCCACGAAUGGGUUAUUCGAGACAUCUACCGACGGCAGAAAUGAUGCUAGUUAUUUGUACAUAAAAAAAAAAAAA
This is a messenger RNA of Equus caballus (horse), 190 nucleotides long. Its product is annotated as small ribosomal subunit protein uS14-like. Gene Ontology annotation, biological process: translation. Gene Ontology annotation, cellular component: ribosome; cytosolic small ribosomal subunit. The record is from RefSeq and is a predicted model, not a curated record. NCBI's taxonomy places the organism in Eukaryota, Metazoa, Chordata, Mammalia, Perissodactyla, Equidae. Gene Ontology annotation, molecular function: structural constituent of ribosome; zinc ion binding.